Spodoptera exigua (beet armyworm) is the source of this 1605-nucleotide messenger RNA. Lineage: Eukaryota; Metazoa; Arthropoda; Insecta; Lepidoptera; Noctuidae. The record is from the annotation of a GenBank genome assembly.
AUGAUUGAAACUGGCAGCGCGGACAACGCAACAGCUGUAACACCAGCGGCAAAUCCGGAAGUUUUACAAGACGACGACGACAUCGCUCGGCCAGAGGCGACGUUCCGUUUCACAGUUCAAAACAUAAGUCAGUUGAAGGAGCAAGUACUCUCACCUCCUUGCUUCGUGAGAUGUCUGCCUUGGAAAAUCCUCAUACUCCUGAGGCACACGACCACACCUGAACGCCAGCAACAAAAGGCGUUGGGGGUGUUCUUGCAGUGCAAUGGAGACUGUGAUUCUCCGGGCUGGUCGUGCUAUGGGCUAGGAGAGCUAAAACUCCUUUCGCACAAACCGGACGGUGGUCAAGCCCUCUGUCGAAAACUCCAUCAUAUGUAUCACUGUAAGGAAGACGACUGGGGUUUUGCCCACUUCAUAUCAUGGGACGAUCUUAUGGAUCCAGAAAAUGGUUUCAUAAAGGACGAUUCAAUCACUAUAGAAGCUCAUGUACUAGCUGAAGCUCCCCACGGUGUAUCAUGGGACUCGAAGAAGCACACGGGAUUUGUUGGGCUCAAAAACCAAGGAGCGACCUGCUAUAUGAACUCUCUUUUGCAAACCCUGUUUUUCACGAACGUGUUACGUAAAGCCGUUUACAAGAUCCCGACAGUCGGAGACGACAGUUCUAGGUCCGUCGCAUUUGCCCUACAGCGCGUGUUCUACGACCUUCAGUUUUCAGACAAACCUGUUGCUACCAAGAAACUGACGAAGAGUUUUGGCUGGGAGACAUUGGACUCUUUCAUGCAACAUGAUGUGCAGGAAUUCUUGCGGGUACUACUAGACAAGUUAGAAAACAAAAUGAAAGGCACGUUGGUAGAAGGAACUGUGCCAAAGUUGUUCGAGGUUUACGAAUCUUUCAAAGACUACAUCAGUACAGAGUUACUCGAAGGGGAAAAUAAAUAUGACGCCGGCGAACAUGGUCUCCAAGAGGCAGAGAAAGGAGUCAGAUUUGACGUGUUCCCGCCAGUCCUGCAUCUACACCUCAUGAGGUUCCAGUAUGACCCUCAGAGUGACGCCUCUGUCAAAUUUAAUGACAGGUUCGAAUUCUACGAAGAAGUGAACCUAGACCCGUAUCUUCAGGAGAUCCCAACGAUACCAGCGCAUUACACCCUCCAUGCAGUGCUGGUCCACUCAGGAGACAACCAUGGCGGACAUUAUGUGGUUUUCAUAAACCCUAGGGGAGAUGGAAAGUGGUGCAAAUUCGACGAUGACGUAGUAUCCCGGUGUAGUAAGCAAGAAGCCAUCGAGUAUAACUACGGAGGCAAGGAGGAUGCACCGCACCUCGCCCGGAGAGCCACCAGUGCAUACAUGCUCAUUUACAUACAGACAUCGCAACUAAAAUACGUGUUGCAAGACUGCACAGAAGGAGACAUACCUACCGACCUAUGCGAGCGCAUCAGCGAAGAGAUGCGAUACGAGAUGGUAAGGACAUGCGGCAGAAAAAUAAGAUGCAGAAAAUUUAAAUCUGAUACUUCAGUCACCUCCGCCAAGUACUACGCCAAGAUAUUCAGCGCACUAAAACAGUUCUUCACUUUGCAGGCCCUAGCCGGCUCUAAAUAUAAAGGAAGAUAA